ACCACGUCAACGUAAAAAACAAAAAAAUAAUCGCGAUUAUGAAAUUUAUACAUAUGACGGUUAUUACAAUGAUGGCGGUGGUGAGAACAACACAACGCCAUCUGACAAUAAAAAACAUAAACAAAAUGUUGAACAUCGACAUUCGAAUCAUGAACGAAAUAAUACGAGCAAUGUUCAGAGUGAUGAGAACACUGAACAAAUUAAUUCGGAUGAUCCAAAUCGGCCAUUUUUAGUCAUACACACCGAUCCAAAUAUUAUGAAACGUGUUCGACGACGUGCACUCGAUUGUUCCGGUGCAUUAAAAGGGCAAUGUUGUAAACAACGAUUUUAUGUGAAUUUCACCGAUUUGGGUUGGUCCGAUUGGAUACUAGCGCCACAAGGUUAUUAUGCUAACUAUUGUAUGGGCUCUUGUAAUAGUGUGCAUCGUACACCGGAUACAUUCCUUAAUUAUUACACGCAUGUUAUUUACGAAUAUCAAAAGUAUGGUGAUUUAAAAGGAUUACAGCCGUGUUGUGCUCCAGUGAAGUUUAGUUCAACAAGUUUAAUAUAUUUUGGUCCUGAUUCAAAUAUUAUUAAAAGGGAUUUACCAAAAAUGACUGUUGAUGAGUGUGGAUGUCCUUAA
This is a messenger RNA of Chrysoperla carnea, 622 nucleotides long. Its product is annotated as inhibin beta chain-like. Gene Ontology annotation, cellular component: extracellular region. The coding region runs from base 257 to 622 and encodes 121 amino acids. Gene Ontology annotation, molecular function: growth factor activity; cytokine activity. Gene Ontology annotation, biological process: SMAD protein signal transduction. Lineage: Eukaryota; Metazoa; Arthropoda; Insecta; Neuroptera; Chrysopidae. The record is from RefSeq and is a predicted model, not a curated record. The transcript has a single exon.